Molecule: messenger RNA, 669 nt
Organism: Daphnia pulex (common water flea)
Lineage: Eukaryota; Metazoa; Arthropoda; Branchiopoda; Diplostraca; Daphniidae
Exons: 4
Coding region: 100-669 (189 amino acids)
Source: RefSeq, a predicted model, not a curated record
GACUACAAUACCAUUGCAUCUAAAGAAUUUGAAAAUAUUGAGCUAAGAGAAAAAAUUGAAGGUUUGGAGAAAGAAGAGCCGAUAGUUCUUGUCCGAGAGAUGAAGGAAACACUUGAGGGAAUGAAAAGUCUCGUUGGGAUCAUAUCAUCACCAGCAGUGCACAGUCAACUAAAUGUACAACCUCCAGGUUUUGGUGUUCCAUCGCAAUAUUUAAGUAGUCCAUCGUCAAGUUCUUGCCACAUCGGUGCAAAAUUGGUAAAACUAUGGGGAGAAGUUUUCAUCUGCGAAUCUGUGCCUAAAAAAGUGAAAACAAUCUUGAAGUCUAGUGGUCAGACAGAGUUUUCUCGGAAUCGCGCAGUUACUGUCAUCUUGGAAAAUUUAUUUUCACCUGAGCAACUGGCAAAUAUGUCACUGUCAGGCAGAAAAAGUCCAGGAAUUCCUGACGCUAUUCCAAAACCGAAAAUUCCGGACAAAAUCCAAGAGGCUAUUCACAAUUUCAUGCAAGCAGCAUGGGACGAGGCAUUUUCAAUCAAGGAUGAAAAAGGGAGCGUUACAACUAUGGCUGUUCUAUCAACCACCCAAAUCGAUAAGGCAAUUGGAGCAAGGUUUAUUGGCCUGUCACACCCACCUAAAAAAGAAGAAAAAUCCACAAUCUCAGGAAGACCAUGA